Messenger RNA from Acanthochromis polyacanthus (spiny chromis), 1224 nucleotides. Its product is annotated as craniofacial development protein 2-like. Lineage: Eukaryota; Metazoa; Chordata; Actinopteri; Pomacentridae. Gene Ontology annotation, molecular function: catalytic activity. The record is from RefSeq and is a predicted model, not a curated record. Bases 120 to 971 code for a protein of 283 amino acids. The transcript has a single exon.
UCUUUUGGAGAACAGAAACUGUAUUCAGGACUUUGCUCUACUCGGGCAAGGACAAUGUGGACGACCGCCAUGAAACUGGAGUGGCACUGCUAUUGUCCAAGGGGGCAGCCAGGAGCCUAAUGGAGUUAGAGCCUGUGUCUGACCGCAUCAUGAUGACCAGGUUUGAGUCCAGGUUCCAGAAAGUGUCCGUGGUGAUGUGCUAUGCAGAAGAAGAUGAUAAAGACGCCUUCUACACUCAGCUUCAGGCGGUCGUGGACAAGAUUCCCAAGAGGGACAUUCUCAUACUCAUGGGAGACCUGAACGCCAGGGUGGGGAGUGACAACGCCGGCAGGGAAAAGGAGAUGGGAAGGAAUGGCCUAGGAGUGAUGAACGAAAACGGAGAGCUCUUCGCCGACUUCUGUGCCUUCAACGAGCUUACAAUCGGAGGCACCCUCUUUCCCCAUCGUCGUUGCCACAAGGCCACCUGGGUGUCACCAGACCAUCAGACCGAGAACCAGAUCGACCACAUCGCUGUUUGCCAGCACUGGAGAAGCUCCCUACAGGACGUGAGAGUCAAGAGAGGAGCAGACAUAGGUUCAGACCACCACCUGGUGAUUGCAAAGUUGAGGGUCAGGCUUGCUGUAAGGAAAAGACAGAAGAACCCAAGAGUGAAGUUUGACAUCCGAAAACUGAAAAGACCAGAAACCAAGCAGGACUUCCAGAUAGCUCUUCACAACCGUUUCGAGGCUCUUCAGUCAGAAGACGCAGAGACAACAGUGCAACGGUCAUGGACUAGCCUGAGGGAUGCUACUGUUGGCACUUGUGAGGAGGUGCUGGGAAACAGGAAGCCUUGGAUCAGCGACGAGACCUGGCAGAAGGUGGAGGAGAGGAAGAAACUGAAGCAGGACUUGAACCAAGCCAGAACUCGCCUCCAGAAGCAGACCGCUGCCAGCAAGUAUAGUGAAGUGGCCAAUGAUGUCAAGAGGCAUUGAGAAAGGACAAGAGAACCCACUACAACGAGCUGGCAGACGAGGCAGAAGAACCGGCCGAAAAAGGGGACUUCAAGGCCCUGUACACAACUAUGAGACUCCUUAGUGGAAGAAGGAGCAACCCCAACAGACCAGUGAGAGACAAAACGGGAUAGCUGCUUACUUCCGUCGAUGACCAGCUGGCAAGAUGGAAGGAGCAUUUUGAGGAGAUAUUGAACCGCCCCUCACCUCAACAUCCACCUGAGCUGGAACCAGG